Messenger RNA from Aureobasidium musti, 942 nucleotides. The record is from the annotation of a GenBank genome assembly. NCBI's taxonomy places the organism in Eukaryota, Fungi, Ascomycota, Dothideomycetes, Dothideales, Saccotheciaceae.
AUGUUUACUCAGGUAGCAACCCUAAGGACUGGANAAUACCCCGAUAUGACGAAGAAAGGAGAAAUGAACCAGGGUGACGACAUCUGUGGUACUAUCCAUGAAGUUGGUGAGGGAGUUUCAGAGUUCAAGAAAGGCGACCGCGUCUUUGCUUUCCAUCAAAUGCUCGCUCCUGGCGGCUCCUACGCCGAAUACUGUGUUGCUUGGGCUCACACUACCGCAUACCUCCCCGAGCACGUUUCCUUCCAGGAGGGUGCGGCUCUGCCUCUCGCUGCACUGACCUCUGCUGUCGGUCUCUACGACCGCCUGAAGCUGCCCCAGCCUUGGGUCCCUCGCAAGGACGAUGAGAAGCCUAUCCCUCUUGUUAUCUACGGAGCUUCGUCCUCAAUCGGUUACUACGCCACCCAAUUCGCCAUUCGCUCGAACAUCCACCCUAUCAUUGGUGUCGCUGGUCGCGCCAGAUCACACGUAGAGAAGCUCCUUGAUCCCAGCAAGGGCGAUGUUAUUGUCGACUAUCGUGAUGGCGACGAGGCCGUGCAGAAGGGCAUCGAAGAGGCUCUCAAGGGUGCUCAGCUUCAUCACUGCUUCGACGGUGUCUCCGAGAAGGGCUCAUACCAGAACGUCGCUGCGGUCAUGUCUGACGGCGGCCACAUUACACUUGUCCUUCCCGGCAAGGACUUCUCCGACUUGCCUCAGCACGUCAAGCAGUCCAUCACCAUGGUUGGAGAUGUUCACAACAACCUUAAGGACUUUGGCUCAGUCUUCUUCCGCUACAUCGCAAAGGNNGGUGUUGACGAGGGCUGGUUCAAGCCUCAGCCUCAGGAGGUCAUUCCUGGCGGUCUCGAGGGUGUCGAGCAGGGUCUCGCUAACCUGAAGUCUGGCAAGGCUUCAGCUGUUAAGUAUGUCUUCAAGAUCGCUGAUACCCCUGGCGCUGGUCAGUCGUAA